Neltuma alba is the source of this 4412-nucleotide messenger RNA. RefSeq lists its product as uncharacterized. Gene Ontology annotation, cellular component: membrane. The transcript has 3 exons. The record is from RefSeq and is a predicted model, not a curated record. Lineage: Eukaryota; Viridiplantae; Streptophyta; Magnoliopsida; Fabales; Fabaceae. Bases 165 to 4046 code for a protein of 1293 amino acids.
GCGACGUCGUUUCCGCCCUGGGACUGUAAAUUCUGGCUCUUUUUACUCUGUUCUUUCCUGUCGUUGAGUUUCGCUGUUUCUCUGGGACCAUUCAUUCGCAGCUAUGGGUGUGCUUGGGUUCUAAGCGCAGUCAGAGCAACCCAAAAAUAUUGGUCUUUCGUCUUAUGGGUUGCUCUCUCUCUAUCAUGGAGCUCAUAACCCUAAUCAUCAGGGCCUUCAAGCUACUCUGUAUGCUCUUCCACCGGGGAUUAUCACACCCAGCCAAAACAUUCUACUGUUUUGUGGUUCUGUUAUGUUCCUUCUAUUGCUUUGCUGAUUAUGGACCAUACUGUGCGAAUUGGAUACAAAAUCAGCCAGAAUGUGAUGCUUGUGUGUCAUUUGGGGAAGGUUACAAGUUGGAUUUUUCAGAUAGCUUCGAUAGUGACACUAAUGUGGGCUAUGGGGUUCCAACUGCCCACAAUAGUAUUGAAAGCAUGUGCCGAAAUACUCAUACAUUCUGCUUUCCUUCGACAAUAUCUGGAUAUUCAGACCAACAGAGAAGUCUGAAAGAAGCUUCUUUAGAAGAUUCUAGUAGUAAGUACAAUGGUCCAUUUGGCGUAGAACUAACUCAAGAUAGCCACCAGGCAAGUAACAGAAGUUGGUCAUCUGACUAUGGUAUGUUUGAGCUACUUAACGGGGGAGUCGUUUCUUGCUCUUUGAACUCAAGAGAAGGAAUUAAUGAUGCUCCAUUAUUUGAAACUGAGGGUGGUCAUAAAGAUGAUCUUUCUUCCUGUGGAGGAGCUUUAUUUUGGCAGAAGGCAAUACCUUCCUCGCCAAAGAACUCCAAGAUGGUUGAAUCCAGUUUCUUCUCACCCAAUGUAAGAAUUGGCCCUACUGUGCUGGACUGGGGACAAAAGUACAUGUAUUCUGCUUCAGUGGCUUUCAUAACUGUGGAAAAUACAUGCACUGACAGUGUAUUACACCUUUAUGAGCCCUUCAGUACUGACACACAGUUUUAUCCUUGUAACUUCAGUGAAAUUUCACUAGUUCCGGGUGAAUCAGUUGUUAUUUCUUUUGUUUUCUUCCCUAGAUGCCUGGGCCUGUCUUCAGCUCACUUGAUUUUGCAAACAAGUUAUGGCGGAUUCUUUGUGGAGGCUAAAGGGUAUGCGACUGAAUCUCCCUAUGGUAUUCAGCCCCUGCUAGGUCUGGAAAUUUCCCCCGGUGGAAUGUUGAGCAAGAAUUUUUCGUUGUUCAACUCCUUUGAUGAAACCAUAUAUGUUGAUGAAAUAACUGCUUGGAUUUCAGUUUCAUUGGGGCAUAAUUCUGUUGAAACCGAAGCAAUUUGUAGUAUAAAUAAUAUUCAUGCUUUUGAUAACCUACUCUUCCCGAUUAUUAAGGAUCGAUUGGUUGUGAAGAGUGGCCAAAUUGAUUCACCUGUCGUAGCAAUUAGGCCCCAUCGAAACUGGGAGGUUAGUCCACAUAGCUCUGAAACUCUCCUAGAGAUAGAUAUUUCUGUGGGAACGGAGGGAAAAGUAUUUGGUGCAUUUUGCCUGCAUUUACUCAGAUCUUCACAAGAACAGUCUGAUACUAUCAUGGUUCCUAUUGAGGCUGCAGUAGUUAGCAAUUCUGCCCGUGACACUGUUGGUAUACAUAUUUCAGCAAGUCUCGAGGCUCUAACUCCAUGUGAUGGUGGUGAAACUGUUAUCAUUAUCUCCAUAAGAAAUGAUGCCCCUUAUCUUUCAAGCUUUGUUAAAAUUGUAGAAGUUGCUGACUCUCAGAUUUUUCACAUCAAAUAUGUGGAAGGCUUGCUACUUUUCCCCAGCACAGUUACACAAGUUGCAAUUAUUUAUUGUAGUCAGCUGCGCACCAAAUUACUUGACUUGUCACCUGGAGAGUCUAACUUGCGAGAUAACUGCAAGCUUCUCAUUCUUACAAAUGACUCAACUAGUACCCAAAUUGAAAUUCAGUGUGAGAACAUACUACAUAUAUGUUUUGGUGAUCGCUGGCUUUCAUCUAUUGGAUUAGAGCAUGAGACUAAGUACAUCGAAUUGGGAGAUCUAGGGGCAGGUUAUGUGGCCAGAAGCAUGGAAGUGCCACCACAUGUUAAGGAUAUAGGGACAGCAGAUGUUGAUGAAUUAGUUCUUGGAAACUGGAUGUCUCAAGGGAAAACAAGUGGCAUGUCUGUGCUUGAAAACCUUGAUGUGUUAUUCCCAGUGAUUCAAGUUGGAAGUUUUGUCCCCCAGUGGAUCACUGUAAAAAACCCUAGUGAGCAUCCAGUUGUAAUGCAGCUUAUCUUGAAUGCUGGAGAAAUAAUUGAUGAAUGCAGGGGUCCAGAUGGAUUAGUAAGCCCAUCUUCGUCUGGUAAUUUGGUUUUAGAUGAGUCCACAACUCCAACAAAGUAUGGAUUCUCAGUACCUGAGGCUGCAGUAACAAAGGCUUUUGUACACCCUUAUGGUCGUGUAUCUUUAGGGCCAAUAAUUUUUUACCCAUCAGAUAGAUGUGGGUGGAGUGGUUCAGCAUUGAUAAGGAACAACCUUUCAGGCGUUGAGUGGUUAUCUCUAAGGGGAUUUGGAGGGUCAGUUUCCCUAGUCAUGCUUGAGAAGUCUGAGCCUGUUCAGAGUUUAAAUUUUGAUAUUGAAAUGGCCGGGCACCUCAAUCUUUCUCUUCCAUAUGCCUUACUUCACGUUAAAGAGAUGGCUUCAGCCUGUUCACAUUCAUUAGUGAAAGAGCUCUAUGCCAAGAACACAGGAGACUUACCAUUGGAGGUGUUAGGUAUCAGAGUUUCUGGGAGGGAAUGUGGAUUGGAUGGUUUUAUGGUUCAUUCUUGUAGAGGUUUUGUUUUGGAACCUGGGGAGUCAACGGAGCUUCUGAUAUCUUACCAAAGUGAUUUUUCUGCAGCCAUGGUGCAUCGUGAUCUUGAACUUGCCUUGGCUACUGGUAUUUUUCUGUUACCCAUGAAGGCAAGUUUCCCUCAUGAUAUGCUGAGUAACUGCAAGAAAUCCAUGUUUUGGGUGCGAGUGAAAAAACUCUUUCUGGGAUUCUUUCUCCUUACAUCCUUACUUUAUGUGGUAUUCUGCAUCAUAUUUCCUCAAACCACUGCACAUGGCUCCUUGGACUUCAUGUGUAAGGGUGAUGACAAUAACAAUAUCCCCACCACUGUGAAAAAUGCUGGUAAAACCCUUCUGCAUCAUAAUCAGAGAAAGAGUAGGUUAUCGAUGUGUGAUAAGAUGAAUAAUCUGUUAUGCUCAGUUGGAAAAGACUCAAACUCACUUGGAAUGUCUCAAUAUCAGACGCAAACUCUGAAAAACGGUAAACAGACCAGUCAAUUGUUGGAUGCUCCAAAUGAAAGAAAAUUGCCAUCUACCAUAACUCAGAGCUCUGACACAGCGGAAGCAUUGCAACCCGGGAAUAAUCUCAUGGUCAAAACUGGAAAAGAAAAGGGAAGGAGGAGGAAGAGGAAGAGUCUUUCUGCAAAACUAGCAUCAUUAUCUGAAGUUUCAAGUAGUCACAGUGGGAAUUCUACACCCUCUUCUCCUCUAUCUCCAGUCAUAUCUGCAACAUCUAAAUGCAACUGGUCAUUGUCUCCUGAGGCGGAGCAGCCCGAGUCUCGUUGUUCGAUUACUCAAGAGGCUAACAAUCAUUCUGACAAUGAUCAAGCGCCUGUUUCUGCUAUUAAGGUUCCGGUGAAGUGCCAGGGAAACAUGUCUUCUCCUCAAGGGCUGCUGCAUUCAACUUCAAUAAUAGCUGCUAAUAAACCUGUUGAGAUUCCUUCUGCUACUUUUCCCCUGCCUGCUGAACCUUCGUCCUCCUUGGCAUCAACGUCAACUGUUCGUCCAUAUGCGCGAGCUCCGGGAUCCAAACCUGAGAACGAAAAAACUGUCCAGGCACAAGAGACAGGGCAUGCUGAUGAGUAUACAUAUGAUAUAUGGGGGGACCAUUUCUCUGGACUUCAUCUGUUGGGUCCUUCAUAUGUUACUCCCAUGAAGUCUAGUCCUGCGGAAAAUAAUUUCGACAGCUUUUUUGUCAAGGGUCCGCAAACCCUAAAGACCAUUUACCAAGAAGGCUAAAAAAAAAAGUUAUCUGAUCUCCUCCCUCUGCUUCUAACCUCUAUCUGCUUAGCCACACGCACAAACUAAAAGACUAGUCAAUAAGCUUAAUCUAGAAGUCAUACAUAUAUUUAGCAUGAAUUUCGGAACAAAAUUAGCUAGACACAAAUAACCUAAUUUUGCAAGUGAGAAAAAAAAGGGGGGGGUCCAAAACCUAUUAGGGGAAUUAACGUGGUUGAGUUAAUAUUAGACUUGAUGUUUCUGCCAACCCAUGCACAGUAGAUUUGGGCAGAAUAAGUGACAUUAAGCUGCUCAGAUAUUUUCCAAAGCCAAGAACAGCUGAGGGUUUCGUUAAUUGGAUUGAAUGAUAGGCAUUUGGAAACGGAA